Cercospora beticola is the source of this 1752-nucleotide messenger RNA. RefSeq lists its product as uncharacterized. The record is from RefSeq and is a predicted model, not a curated record. Lineage: Eukaryota; Fungi; Ascomycota; Dothideomycetes; Mycosphaerellales; Mycosphaerellaceae.
AUGCGCCUGCUCAAUACCAAGAACCUGGAAGUGAGAAGAUUUCCCGAUGCAGAUGGCCAUACACCUCCAUACGCCAUCUUGAGCCAUUGCUGGAGUGCGAACGAAGACGAUGAAGUGCUGCUCGUGGACAUUCAGAAUGGCACUGCGGAGACCAAGAAGGCGUAUCCGAAGCUCGCGGCCGCCAUGAAACGAGCACGAGAAUGGAAAGGACGGGAAUUCGAAUGGAUCUGGUGUGAUACCUGCUGCAUCAACAAAGACAGCAGUGCAGAGCUCUCCGAAGCCAUCAAUUCGAUGUAUACGUGGUAUGCGGAGUCGGAAGUGUGCUUCGCAUAUCUUGAAGACGUAGACUUCGAAUCGCCACGGAAGCUUCAAGAAUCGAAAUGGUUUACGAGAGGUUGGACCUUGCAAGAACUUAUCGCGCCUUCGGAGCUCAUUUUUUACGACAAGAACUGGAAUCGUGUGGGCAGCAAAACGUUCUCUGCCAUUUGCAGCAUGGUCUCCGAAAGAACUGGCAUUUCUGAAGAUAUACUGAUCGCUCCUGGAAGUCUGCAGUCCGUGUCGAUUGCCCAGCGUAUGUCCUGGGCGGCUGAUCGCAGGACGACCCGACCAGAGGAUAAAGCAUAUUGUCUCAUGGGAAUAUUCCAGGUCAACAUGCCUAUGUUGUACGGAGAAGGUGCUGUCAAUGCAUUCCAUCGACUCCAGGAGCAAAUUAUGAAGGAGAGCAAUGACCACAGCAUAUUUGCCUGGACUGCUAAUGUCGGCAGUGAUUCUACAGGCCGUCAUGGGUUGCUGGCUGAUAGUCCAGAUGCAUUCGCGGAAAGGUCCAACAUUAUCGGGUAUGCUGACUGGGAAGACGAACAGCCGUUCCAGCCCAGCAAUCGUGGACUCCGGAUCAACUUUCAUCUCACGCCCGUGGGUGACGGCACAUACUACGCAGCUCUCAAUUGUCCUAUUCCAUCUCCUCAAAGGGGAUACUUCGGCUUCACUUGUAUCAAACUGGAGAAGCUCGACUCUGGUAUCAAUCAGUACUCACGAGUGCAGUGCGACCAGAUCUUUGGGCUUGAAGUCCGUUCGAACAGACCGAGUAUCGUUUACGUUCGGCAAAAGAUAUCUGGUCAAGACGCGGAUGCGCUCAUGCCCUGGCAUUUCUUCCAGCCUCGAGAUCUGCACUUUUCAUCAGACAUUUAUGACCUGAUGCACUUAGCACAUUUCCCUCUCGAUCCGGCAGAUCAGCAACAUGCUCCCCGGCCAACUGUCAAGCCUUGGAUCGCAGCAGCACAAGCGAGUGCUUUCCAGAUCAUCAAGCGAGCUGGUAGACUUUCAGCUGUCAUGUUCCUGCAACGGAGAACAGAUAACUCUCGCCUGGCAAUCUUACUUGGUAGCAUCGGAGAUACCCAAGUCGGGUUUGACAUCGCGCCGAUUCAAGAUAUGAGCAUGAGCAUCACAGAAAUCGAACAAACCAUGCGACUACAACCCGCAGGAACCCACAUGGAGGCAGGGUCCCAUAAGGUACGCAUCGAUGUUACUGUUCGCAUCGAUGUGCCGCGGAAACUGUACUUGCUCGACAUUGUGGUGGAUGGGAAGGCAGAGCCCGUUGAUCUCAUUGACUUCAGACCGCCGCCGUGUACUGUUCCUGACGCGGUGCAUGAGGUUGUCAAUGACAUCGUGUCGGAUGUGCAGUACGUUGCUACAGAUGUUUCGCUCCGGCCUAGGUCGGUCUUUCGACGAGUCACGAAGUCAUCGAAGCGGUGA